Molecule: messenger RNA, 1356 nt
Organism: Saccharomyces paradoxus
Lineage: Eukaryota; Fungi; Ascomycota; Saccharomycetes; Saccharomycetales; Saccharomycetaceae
Gene: ERG8
Product: phosphomevalonate kinase
Exons: 1
Coding region: 1-1356 (451 amino acids)
Biological process (GO): ergosterol biosynthetic process; isopentenyl diphosphate biosynthetic process, mevalonate pathway
Cellular component (GO): peroxisome
Molecular function (GO): ATP binding; phosphomevalonate kinase activity
Source: RefSeq, a predicted model, not a curated record
AUGUCAGAAUUGAGAGCCUUCAGUGCCCCAGGGAAAGCGUUAUUGGCUGGCGGAUACUUAGUUUUAGAUCCGAAAUAUGAAGCAUUCGUAGUCGGAUUAUCGGCAAGGAUGCAUGCUGUAGCCCAUCCCUAUGAUUCGUUGCAAAGAUCAGACGUGUUUGAAGUGCGUGUGAAAAGUAAACAAUUUAAAGAUGGAGAGUGGCUAUACCAUAUAAAUCCUAAAACAGGCUUCAUUCCCGUUUCAAUAAGCGGAUCCAAGAAUCCUUUCAUCGAAAAAGUUAUUGCUAACGUAUUCAGCUACUUUAAGCCUAACUUGGACGAUUACUCCAAUCGAAACUUGUUCGUUAUUGACAUUUUUUCUGAUGAUGCCUACCAUUCUCAGGAGGAUAGCGUUACCAAAAAUCACGGCAGCAGAAGAUUGAGUUUUCAUUCGCACAGGAUUGAGGAAGUUCCCAAAACAGGGUUGGGCUCCUCUGCAGGUUUAGUUACAGUUUUAACUACAGCAUUGGCCUCCUUUUUCGUAUCAGACCUGACAAACAAUGUGGACAAAUACAGAAAGAUGGUUCACAAUUUAUCACAAGUUGCUCAUUGUCAAGCUCAGGGUAAAAUCGGGAGUGGGUUUGAUGUAGCAGCUGCAGCGUAUGGAUCUAUAAGAUAUAGAAGAUUUCCACCCGCAUUAAUUUCUAACUUGCCAGAUAUUGGAAGCGCUACUUAUACUGACAAACUGGUUCAUUUGGUUGACGAGGCCGAUUGGAAUAUCACGAUCAAAAGUAACCAUCUACCUUCAGGAUUAACUUUAUGGAUGGGCGAUAUUAAGAGUGGCUCAGAAACAGUAAAACUUGUCCAGAAGGUAAAAAAUUGGUAUGAUUCGCACUUGCCAGAAAGCUUGGAAGUAUAUACAGAACUAGACCAUGCAAAUACUAGGUUCAUGGAUGGACUAUCUAGGUUAGAUCUUUUGUUCGAGACUCAUGACGAUUAUAGUAAACAACUAUUUGAGUCUAUUGAAAGAAAUGACUCUACUUGUCAAAAAUAUCCUGAGAUCACAAAUGUUAGAGAUGCUGUUGCCACAAUUAGACGUUGCUUCAGAAGGAUAACCAAGGAAUCUGGGGCCGAUAUCGAACCGUCUGUGCAAACCAACUUAUUGGACGAUUGUCAGAUCUUGAAAGGAGUUCUUACUUGUUUAAUACCUGGUGCUGGUGGUUAUGACGCCAUUGCAGUAAUUGCUAAACAAGACGUUGAUCUUAGAGCUCAAACUGCUGACGACGAAAGAUUUUCUAAGGUACAAUGGUUGGAUGUAUUUCAAGCUGAUUGGGGUGUUAGAAAAGAAAAUGAUCCGGAAACUUAUCUUGAUAAAUAA